CAAAAUAAUCCUUGUCUUCCAUUGAUUUUGAUUUUUUGAAAAUUGCUCCAAAUAUCACCUGGUGAACGAUCUACUUUCUUUUAGAUCUGCAUACUAUAAUCACGCUAAUAAUUAUCUAGACGCGAUUCAAUAUUAUAUCUUUAACGUUAUUUCAAUAGCCAACAGCUCGUCUUUGUUUCACGUGAGCGUCGAGUACUUUUAAGCGAUAACGAUGCGACGAAGGCCGAAUUUGUGUCAACGGUGAGCGAACGUCGCACACUUGGGCGGCGCGGAACAUCCCAGAUAAUCGUUUGCCGACCUCGCCAUCGUUCUUUUUUCUUUUUUUUUUUAACGACAAUGCCGGUGAAUGGAUGGUCGCGCGGUGCCGGUAUUUACCCAGCCGCAUCCGAUCGUUCGAUCACACAGGCAGGCGGAUGAAAUGCCCCUCUGCUCUUCCUCGUAUCCGCCGUUGUGGCACGAUGCAUGGCGAUUGCUUUUCAUUUCGUUACGUGUACGCUUCGCAGUUGCACGGUAAGCCGACACGUACCGGCGUUAAUCUCACUCUCCGCUGGCAGAACGAAAGGAUGGAUGUCCAUCGAGAGUGAAUCGCGAGCGCGGCUCGAUGAGAAGCGCAUGAAGCUGAAGUCGCGCAGGAGGUGCUCCGAUCUCUAACCCGGCCGACGAUGCACGUCUCAGCUAAGUGUGACGAUCGCUACUAGAAGAGCUCAAUGACGGAUCAGCGUUUGCACAAGAGCCUUUUACACGUGAUAACGGCGUUACGUAACGACGUUUGCACAGGUACAUCAGUGACGCGAUUAGAAGCAGGAGAUGUCGUUCUGGAGGUAAAACAAUCUGGGAAAUUCUUGAAAAACAACCUCUUGCAAUUUGGUCUUGCCCUGUUGUUUGCAGUGGAAACAUACAAGAUGACGACAUUGCGUUUCGCCGGCACGAUUUUCGUCUGCUGCCUUGUUUCGAGUACAGGUUGGUCUCAGAGUUGCCAGGAUCAAGAUACGGGAUGGGAAAAGAUCGCCGGAGCAAAGCCAGCAAAUGCUGUAGAGACUGUAAUUUACAAAAAUGGUGUGACGUCUAUAAGUAAUAACGGUAUCAUCGCGCCUUGCUUUGAUAGGUGUAAAAGUUUGAAUUGCACAGCUUUCGUAGUCGACUUCGCGAGGAACAUCUGCUACAGUGUGCAAGUAAAAAGUGAGGAACUCAUUCCUGAAACGAAUGCUACGCUUUUCAAUAAGAUUUGUGUUACAGUCCCGCUGAGCUGCAAACAACAGCGAUUAUGGCAAGUAGAAAGAACCUUGGGAGCUGUUUUAAAAGAGGGACAGUCUGGCUGGUUCCAUCAAGCAUUACGGAGAAGCGAGUGUUACGAGAAGUGUCUACAAGCAGGGAACGAAUGUGUAUCUGCGCAAUUUCGUACGGGCGAGCCUUUGUCAAUCAAUGAUACCAUUGGCACGUGUUCGUUGUCAAGGCUCGAAAGGGGUACCAGACCGCAAGCCUACAGAUCGUCGAUGUAUCGGGACGAGUAUCUGCAGGAUCAGUGCCAUAACAUAACGACGAAGAGCUAUUGUUCCUACGCAGAAUUUCGAAACGUAUCAUUGCCAUACUCGGACGUGGCGUUACCAGGACUGGACGUAAAACAAUGCGAAGAGAGAUGUGAUCGUAGCGUGGAUGGUUUCAUGUGUAGAGCUUAUACUGUCGAUUAUUCGGAGAAGAAACCGCUUUGUCUCCUACAUUCCGACAGUACAAUCGGUCUUGGAGUCAGUUCAUUGAUUCCCAGACCUAACGUGAUCUACAGGGAGCAAGAACCUUGUAUAGAUCUGAAAGUGGAAUGUGGCGAAUCAACAAUGACAAUAAUACUGACUACUGCGGAGCCCUUCAUAGGACGGGUGUACGCGAAUGGAUAUGGAGAUGUUACGACUUGCAGCGUUAAUGGUAUUGGGAAAAAUGUAACGAUAUUAAAAUUGCCGCUGCCAAAGAAAGAGGAAAUUGACAAGCCUGACCUCGUAUGCGGUCUUACACCCGCGUUUUCCAUCAGCAACGAAAAUCGGACGCACACGUUGAUUUGGGGUAUCAUUGUGAUACAGUAUAAUCCAAUCAUUCAGCGAUUGGGAGAUCAGUCAGUGAGAGUCGGAUGCACCUUAGAUGAGAGUGGUCUUCCGGAACCGAGAAACGUGACCGUUCAUUCGAAUUUCUCUUUCGAGGACCCAAACGCAGGCGUACCGCCGGUUGGCUCAAUUGUAGUGAACGUUUCGUCCGAGGUGCCAGUGGUGACGAUGAGGAUUCUCAACGAAAGCAAUAUGGACGCUGUCGUUACCCAAUUGGGAGAGAAGUUAACUCUCAGAAUUGAAAUUCAUCCCGUAAACGGAACUUAUGACAUCGCAGCUGGACACCUCGUAGCUAGUAGCGCAUCCGGAGAAUCCUCGUAUCUUCUUCUUGACGAAAUUGGAUGUCCAACAGAUCCGGCGACCUUUCCCGCGCUAUUGAAGGAUCCAAUCGAUAAUCGAUCUUUGAUCUCAACAUUUACUGCCUUCAAAUUUCCUGACAGUCAAAUCGUUCGAUUUAACGUCAUUGUUAGAUUUUGUAUCGAACAAUGUGAGCCGGCCAUAUGCAGAGGAGGACAACCAUCGUAUGGCAGGAAGCGGCGGUCGAUCGGGGAGCCAGUCACUGCCGAGGUAACUGAAAUUUUCAGAAACCUCACUCCCGUGGAAUUACCAUUAGAACUAUCUAUCGUCGUUCAAAGUCCAGUGAUAACGGCAGACCAUUUAUCCAGGGAAAAUCCUGAUACGCUUUUGAUCACCGGCGGAAAAUCUGACAGCCUCUUUUGCGUGGACGCGAGUUUAGCUCUGGGUCUUUUGAUCUUUUGGUUAAUAAUUCAAAUUGCACUCACCGCUGGUUGCAUUAUAGCCGUUCGUCGCUACAGAAAAAUGGCUGUAGAAGCCGAAGAAGACAGAGCUCAGAUAUUGGCGAGACAUCUUUACGGGAUUCACGGAGGAAACUUUGAAAUCGCACGAAGGGUUAGAUGGGCCGAUCGAAACGAUUCCUCAAUCGGAUAGAUUCAUUUUCUGCAUUUUUCAAACGCA
Molecule: messenger RNA, 3065 nt
Organism: Mycetomoellerius zeteki
Lineage: Eukaryota; Metazoa; Arthropoda; Insecta; Hymenoptera; Formicidae
Exons: 14
Coding region: 708-3038 (776 amino acids)
Biological process (GO): anatomical structure morphogenesis
Source: RefSeq, a predicted model, not a curated record